Messenger RNA from Talpa occidentalis (Iberian mole), 2465 nucleotides. RefSeq names its product V-set and immunoglobulin domain containing 1 (gene VSIG1). Gene Ontology annotation, biological process: maintenance of gastrointestinal epithelium; epithelial cell morphogenesis. Gene Ontology annotation, cellular component: plasma membrane. The coding region runs from base 148 to 1404 and encodes 418 amino acids. Lineage: Eukaryota; Metazoa; Chordata; Mammalia; Eulipotyphla; Talpidae. The record is from RefSeq and is a predicted model, not a curated record. The transcript is spliced from 8 exons.
CCAAUAAGUAAGCUCGAAGAGGCUUGUUUGCUUGGUGAUGCCAGCAGAUAAGCCUGGCAAACCUCAGUGUGAUAGAAGAAGCCAGUCUGAGACUCAGCUUAGCCCAAGCAAGCUACUGGCCUCUGGCCGCGCUCAGUGAACCUCAACAUGAUGGUGUUCGUAUUUUGGAAGGUCUUCCUGAUCCUAAACUGCCUUGCAGGUCAAGUUAGUAUGGUGCAAGUAACCAUCCCAGACACUGUCGUGAACGUGACUGCUGGAUCUGAUGUCACUCUCAUUUGCACCUACACCAGUACUCUGCCCUCCCGGGACAAGCUUUUCAUCCAGUGGUCAUUCAUGACUAAGAAUGAGGAAAAGUCAAUUACCCACAGCCGGUGCCUCAGUACUGAGGGUAUGGAGGAAAAGGCAGUCAGUCAGUGUCUAAAAAUGGCGCAUGCAAGAGACGCUCGGGGAAGAUGUAGCUGGACCUCUCAGAUUUACUAUUUUGCAGGUGGAAAAGCUGAAACUGCUGGGAAUUUUAAAGAUCGAAUUGUAGGGUCCAACAAUCCAGACAACGCAUCCAUCACUAUCUCACGUAUGCAACCAGCAGACAGUGGCCUCUACAUCUGUGACGUCAACAACCCUCCUGACUUUACCGGUGAAAAUCAAGGAGUCAUCAGCGUCAGCGUGUUAGUCAAACCAUCUAAGCCCUAUUGCAGCAUUCAAGGAACCCCCGAAACUGGCCAUCCAAUAUCUCUUUCUUGCCUCUCGACGCUUGGAACACCUGUACCUGUGUACUACUGGUUUAAAGUUGAAGGAAAAGACAUCGUUCCAGUGAAAGAAAGUUUCAACCCAGCCACCGGCACUUUUGUUAUUGGAAAUCUAACCAAUUUUGAGCAGGGUUAUUACCAGUGCACUGCUAUCAACACCCUUGGCAAUAGUUCCUGUGAAAUAGAUCUAACUUCAUCACAUCCAGAAGUUGGAAUUAUUGUUGUGGCCUUGGUGGGUGCCCUGGUAGGUGCUGCCAUUAUCAUCUCUAUUGUGUGCUUCACAAGGAGCAAGGCGAAAGGGAAGGAAAGGAAGAGAAAUUCUAGAGCCACCACAGAACUUGAACCAAUGACAAAGAUAAACCAAAGUGCAGAGGACGAGGCAAUGCCAUCUGAAGAUAUUGUCCAACUAGAAGCAAGCCUACCAACUGCCUCCCAUGAGACUAACCCCGAUACCAACAUGGGGCCAGAUCAUGAGCCUGCCCCCGAGCCUGUGACUGCUCCGGGGACUACCCCAGGGUCUGUCCCAGGCCAGGGGCCAUCCCGGGUGCCUGAGCUUGAGAUCCAGCUGGAGCCUGAACCGGAGCCGGAGCCAGAGCCUAAAACCAACAAUGUGGCUGAGCCCUUAUGUGAUGAGGAGAAGGGAGUGAAAAAGCCAUAGGCUGGUAGCCUAAGUGCAGUAUUCAUCUCUAAGGAACCCAUUACUGGCAGUUGGAAUUCAAUUGACCUGGCCAGCCUUCCACUUUCUCCAUCCUGACCACCCGUCCUCUAACAAUGUGCUCCUACCAUCAAUCCAAAAUAAACAGGUCAAGAUAACUACUAAAUAAACGCAAGGGUUCCUAUAUUACCAUCAUAGAAUACUUACAAUUUUACUAACAUAUAAGCAUGACUAGUGAUAAGGCAAGUGAUUUCUAACUCAGUUCAAAGUGUGUUACAACACCACCUGCGUUGUACUUCAGAAAACUGUACUUCUUUACUUUUAGGUACUCUCGUUACAAUCCACAUGUACACAUGACAAGGUAACAUUAACUGCAUUCAAUAUUAUUUCAAGGAUUAGUUGCCAAGGUUUCCCUAUUUACUUUCACAAUGACCACUAAGGAAAGAAUUCACCAGCAUUAUCUCAUAGAUUGAAAAAGAAUUCCUCAAGAAUUUCAGAGAAGUAUAUGUAAUUUGUACAUAACAUUUAAACUAGGUCUGAAAAAUUAAAUUUUCAUUUAGCAUAUUAAAUUUCCCAAGGAGCCACCCUACCAUGCCACUUUCUAAGCAUAGCACAUUUAAAAAUAACUCAAUUUCCAAGUACAAAAUAAUGUAAUUUUCCUUCAAUAAAUGUAAAAUGUUGCUAUUAUAGGUGAUGUACAAGUUUGAAUGAGCUAUCAUGUAUCAGAUGUUAUCUACUUUGGAAGUAGGAAACUGCUCUGAAUGAACUCUUAAGACCACUUUAGAGAAUAUGAAUUCAUUGUUCAAUCUUUUUACUGUUGGAAUAUUCCACAUUAAUAAAGAGAUAUCAUUGUAUAAAUGCUAAUUAUUAACUCAAAUGCAUUGAUAUCACCUUUUCUUUAACUGUUAAAAAGUUUUUCCAUUGAUUAUAUUUCACCCACAUCUUCCUUGAAGAAAUUUACAGGUAGACCUUUUCAUUUGUGUAAUCAAGCAGAUUUUAAUCUUAAGGUUCAAUCAAUACUACUCAAUAAAAUCUCAUUUUAAUGACUCGAGGUAAAUCUUUUA